UCGGUCGCUAUGGAGAACAGCUAUCGAGUCAGCCAGAGAGAGCAGGGACGAGCGAGGAGGACGGAACCGAGAGUGCCAAAGCGCACAGACAGACGGGAAUCAUGGAGAAAAGAUCGCCGCUCAGGAGGAGUCUGUCAUCUAACGGACUGAGAGUUUUAAUAUCACUUCUCACCUUAUACGGACUAACCGCAGGUGUGAGCAGUAACCAAGUGGUUGUUCCUGAGAAAGUGAAUGCAGUGCUUGGGAAGAACAUCACACUGGGCUGCAGAAUAGAGGUGGGCUCCAACCUCAGUCUCACACAGAGCUCCUGGGAACGGCGUCUUCCUAAAGGCACCAUCACCUUGGCAGUGUUUAACCCUGAGUUUGGAACCUCCAUCUCUCCGAAUUACACCAAGCGCAUCUCGUUUGUUUCCCCUUCUGCACGAGAUGCUACCAUCACCAUUGAAGGAGCUGGCUUUGCAGAUAUUGGGUUCUACAUCUGCAAAGUGGCAACAUUUCCUCUGGGCAAUACACAAGCCUCAACCUAUGUUAAUGUGUUAGUGGAGCCAAAGGUGUAUGUGUCCGCCGGCCCCACAGCUCUGUUGGACGGUGGGAAUGAGUCACUGGUGGCCACCUGCAUAGCGGAGCGUGGUCGUCCCGCCGCCGAGGUUUUCUGGGAGACAGAGCUGUAUGGACGAAGUGAGAAGCAAAGUCAGGAUGAGCCAAACGGCACCAGCACCACACAUGUGCGCUACAUGUGGCAACCGCAGAGCUACGCCCAGGGAAAGACGCUCACCUGCGUGGUGCGCCACCCGGCCCUGCAAACAGAGUUCCGCAUACCCUUCAUACUGAAUAUUCAGUUUGCACCAAUGGUAUCGAUAAUAGGAAUUGACAAAAAUUGGCAUGUGGGUCAAGAGAAUGUGAAGUUCACCUGUGGUGCCAAAGCAAACCCACCUGCCCGUCACUUCUCAUGGAUCAGGUUGGAUGGAUUGAUGCCUGAGGGUGUUGAGAUCUCAAACAAUAGCUUUGCUUUCACUCGCCCGUUGGAGCGCAAUGACUCUGGAGUAUACCGCUGCGAAGUGACAAACGACAUCGGCCUCCGCGGUAAAGAUGUAAACCUCUGGGUACAAGAUCCUCCUCCCACCACGGCCGCCCCCAGCACCACUGCGUCCCUCCUCCACGACAACUCUGGAACCGGCACUGCUGUCGACAAGCGGAGAGCCCUGUUCACGUCCCCGACCCUGGCCUCCUUACCUGACAGCAGCCUGGGCACUAUAGUCGGCGGGGCUGUAGGUGGAGUUUUAUUCCUGAUUCUCCUGCUGAUCCUCGGCGGGGCCUGCUUCAUGCGACAGCGCAGGACCUUCAGAGGCGACUACUACACCAAACAGUACCUGGGACCCUCCGACAUGCAGAAGGAGUCUCAGCUGGACGUGCUGCAGCCGCAUGAGCUGCAGGUUUACGGGGACAAAACGAGCAAAGGCAGUCAGGAGCUGAAACCCAAACUGGGCGGAGACGUCAUUUACCCCGACUACCCUCCUGAACGCAAGGACAGGGAUGACUGGCCCGACAGGGGUGAUGUCCACAGGGGCCUCAAGGAGGGAAAUUACUAUCCAGACCACUACAACACCCAAAACAUGCACCCUUGCGGGCCUCCUGUACACAGCUCCAUAGUGAACAACGGCUCCCCCUACCUCCCGGAGGAAUGCUUUGACAAUGGUACAGACAGCGACUAUGUGUCCCACAUGGACGGAUCUGUGAUCUCACGCAGGGAGUGGUAUGUUUGAGGAAAGGAACGAUGGAAGAAAAAAACCGGACAAAUGACUGAGAAUAAGAACAAGUGACAGAUAUAAAUAUCAUUAAAGGCUGUGUCAUUUCAGUUAAAGGAUGAAUUCAGUUUCUCAGCACAGUUUCACAAUGAGCUCUUUGAACAAUACUGCUCUGCCUUGAUUGUAACCACUUAACCUUAAGGACGUGUAUGUGGAUUGUAUUACACUUUUGUAGUAUUUCAAGGAGCUACAAAUACGCUGGAAGGCCUCAGUGAUAUUAUCUGUGUUGGCUUAAGAGGCUUUGGCAUAAAGUGAAGUUUCAACAGAUGUGAAUGAGGUUUUGUAUUCUGCUUGUUUGUGUUUGCACCUGUCUUUAACACAGGUCACAAGUCAGGUGUUCAGACCCUUAGUAAAGUAUUCCUAUCCCUGACAGACUGAGCUAUGCUCCCCUGAAACCCCACAACAUCUGUGGCAUUUCGAAAAUGGUAUCUUGAUUGCUUACAACGUUUUCGGUGAAGUGUUCAUCAUGGCUGCAACCAGUAUUUAAAGCAAAUAUUGCAUGUUUUAUUUAAAAAACAAAAUGUAUCAAGUUAAAGGGAAAGUUUGUCAGUCACAUGAUUUAAAAGGGAGAAUCACACAGAUAUUGUGGAGAGGCAAAGCAACCUGACAGAUGCUAUUACAUUAUAAAAAACACUGCCCCUCAUAAACCUCUGGUUAAGUUCCUCGGAGGCUUUUGUAAACUUUGAGUAUCUUCUCUAAAUGAUUCUUGAAAUGGCAAGCCUGUCAUCUAACAGUGAAGAUAAGAUAAGGGAGUAAAAUAGGGCAGUCCCUGUGGAAGUACUUUUACUUUCAGCUUCAGUUCAGCUUAUUUAUUUUACAGAUAUCUAUGUUCCUAAAGUUGUUAUCUGAAAAAUUUCAGAUAAAUUUGGCCACACCUGUGGUUACAGAGCAAGAGCAAGUGUGGUUUAAUGCUGCAGCAAACACUUCUCGAACAGCUACUGUGUUGGAAGUAUAAGAGGCAACUGGUGCAACCAAACAAACUCACUUUGUUUUAAUAAAGAAGUCAGUCAAUAAUAAUCGCAACCUAUCUGAAUUCAUGUUGCACACAGCGUGAGUUGUUUUUCACCCAACAGCAGGGCAUAAUGUUGGUCACCUUGCUGAGGACCUGCAGCUCUUCAUCUAACCGGUCAUUGUGGCUGCUCCAUCUUCUUCAAUUGCUUGCUUGUAAAAUUGAAAAAUGCACAAAUAGUUUUGGAGACCCUUUUUUGAUGAACGUUGAGCAGUCAGCACUAACUGCAUUGAUAAAUACUUUUUCCAUCUAGUGGAUGUUUCACAAUAAAAGCCACCCCGUGUCUCAUCAAUUAAAUGCUUUUGGUGUGAAACAGCGGUAGUAAAAAACGUUUGGCUCUGGUAAGCAGAUUGUUAUACAGCUCAGACACGGAGUAAAAGCAGGAAAACAGUACUGUCAUACUGUAGUGAAUACAUUAAAUGGCAAUUGCAGAAGAAAAUGCAGACCAUAGAUAUUAUCAUAAACGGGUUUGAUAUCAUGAUAUCUUUAGGAUAAUAACUUUAACCAAAUAUACGAUUACCAUUAUUGAAAUGUGUUAAUCCAGUCACUUUCUUAGAGUAAAAGAGCACAACUCAGUUAUUACAGUUGUCAGUAAACAUCAAAGGAAUCCAACCAGGCCUUGGCCUUCUCCACUUAGCCGUGAUAACAGGCUGCAUCGCUGGUUUUUUUCCAUUUUCCCUCCCCUGUAUCCUCUGAUUUCCGUCUGCACUACUAACACAAUUUGGUCGUUAUAGUUUUUUAUUUUAAAACAUGGGAUCAAAGCAAUGUGUUAUAAAUACCAGAUGUGACUAUCUCAGCUGUCAUCAUCUAACGUUAUGUGGCUCCAUAAAACACCAGCAGUUUCACUGCUCCCGCUCGACACUCCACGCUUGUGAUUCAUGAUUGUAAAUAUGCAAAAUAUUUGUUGGGAGAAAAAAAGUCAAAGAGCACAAAAAGAGGGGGCACUACUAAACUGAUCCCUCAGCUUUAGUUUACAUGUGUUUGAAGUAUGAUUGCGCGAAUACCUCACAGUUGGAAACACUGUGAGCGGCUGACAUCACUACUGAUCACAGAACAGGCAAUAAUGUUGGGGUUUGGCUCCUCAGCAGCUCCUCUGAGGAUAUACAGCGAUCAUGGAAACUAGAAAUUUAAUCCACGAGUGAAAAAAUCAGUUUAAGAACCAUGUAGGUUAGGGCUGUCUGUGUAAUGGCUGCCCAAGGGAUACAUUUUUCCCCUUACAAACAACAAACCCAGUGACAUUAAGUUGAAACAAAAGAGUUGACAUCAUCAGUGAUCUCAUCUCUCACUGCUUGAUUUGACCUUACACUUUUCCACUUAGAUCUUUUUUUUGUGUGUGUCUUCAGGAAUGAUACAUGGAUCAAAGUGGCCUCUGCAAAGCCUCACAUGAAAGGGAAAACACCCCCCUUUUUGGAAGAGGUCCCUGUUCAGUCAAUCAGGGUGUUUGUUGCUAGUAGAAGAAACCAUAUGUGUGUAUUAUUGGGGUUUUAUAGAUUGUGGGUGCACACUUUCUCUUUGCCUUCUCCACCCUCACUUUCCCAUGCCAGGGCUUCGGUCGAAGGUUUAGAUGUCUGAGAAUAAACUACUUUAAUCUCACUCUCAUCACACACACACACACACACACACACACCCCCAGCUGCCACACAUCUGCCACUGCAGCCCACAGUCGAAGAGCAGUCCUCACCUCAAACCUUUCGCUUUUUAAUUAACUUUUCUUCUCUUCUCAUCGCACUUGGCAACUUAAGCGCUCAAACUCUGUGAUAUAUAGCACAUCCGUGUCUGCAUGCACACAUUUUAUAUAUACGGCUGAUUCAUAGCUGUCAUCUUGUCUCUUGUUUGGUAAGUCGCUCCAUUCAAACUGUUGUCGCAGCCCCAAAAAUGAGAUCUUUUUUUCUUUUUAUUUGUUUGUUUUUGCUUUAUCUCUAAAGACUUUUUGACAAAAACAAAAAAAGCUGAAGUGAUGAAUGUUUUUGUAAAGUUCAGUUUUGGUCACAACUGGUUGCAUGUUAUUCGUUGUUAAGUUAUUCACUUCCUUCUGCGUUCAUUAUUUCUCAUUACUAGUGUUUAUAUACAUGUACAUAAUGCUAAUAGUUUAGCGUAGAAUUAGCUCUCAGUUUGAUUUAUAUGUUCCUGUACAGAUUGUUCUGGUUUCUCCCCUACUGAAUAGUUGGUGCCUUAGAUGGGCGGAGCGCUGCACAGAAACUUUGAAAAAUGACAAUUACUGAAAGCAUUAAUAUAAAGGAUAUUAAUAUCAUUGAAGAGGAGGACUGACUGGACUGACCUUAAUAUGUCUUCCAUCUUGAUAUUUAAGAUUUGCUGUUAUCAAAACAUCAGAAUAGACAAAAGGUUGAUUGUCAUGCCUUAUACACUUUAAAAGGACACAUGUAACAAGUUAGUUACUGAGAAAAUUGUAAUAGGUAAAGUUUCACUGGGAAUUUAGGCAAGCCAGAUUCAUAGAAAAUAAUAUUGUCCUGUAAAUAUGCUGGCUGUUUUUUUUUAUUUUUUUUUAUUAUUAUUAUUGGAAAAAAAUCAUUUUUUUUGUAUGAGGUCUGUACUUUUCACAGAGUAUUGGUUUAUCUUACGAGCGUUCGAGGAGCUCUUGUCUCGUGAUAACAAAGAGGGCAAUCCUGAUUUCGCUGCAUUUUGUAUUUGUUCUUGAGAGUUUCUGACCAAUUAUUUUGUAUGUUGUUCUUUGAAUGAUUGAUGUCUCACAGGAAUCAGAGAUGAGAGUGCAGUAGAUUGUAUUUUGUUUCUUUGUUUGCAAUAAAAGACCGUCAUUAUUGCA
Molecule: messenger RNA, 5596 nt
Organism: Micropterus dolomieu (smallmouth bass)
Lineage: Eukaryota; Metazoa; Chordata; Actinopteri; Centrarchiformes; Centrarchidae
Gene: nectin3a
Product: nectin cell adhesion molecule 3a
Exons: 6
Coding region: 102-1763 (553 amino acids)
Biological process (GO): heterophilic cell-cell adhesion; homophilic cell-cell adhesion
Cellular component (GO): apical junction complex; adherens junction
Source: RefSeq, a predicted model, not a curated record